Molecule: messenger RNA, 1188 nt
Organism: Aegilops tauschii subsp. strangulata
Lineage: Eukaryota; Viridiplantae; Streptophyta; Magnoliopsida; Poales; Poaceae
Source: RefSeq, a predicted model, not a curated record
UCCAGCGCAAUGGGGCGGAGGGAGAUCAUGGACCCCGGCAGCGGCGGGCCGAAGAAGAUCCUGGACCCCGGCAGCGGCAAGCCGAUGGAGAUCAUAGGCCUCGGCAGCGGCAAGCUCGAGGACUAUCCCUGCGUGAGGCAGCUCCGUAACCGGCGGCUCCUCACCUACCUCUGGCUCCAGGGCUUCGACACCGCCUACGACAGCGUCGUGCAUGAGUCGGAUGUGCAGCAGAUGAGCAGGCUGCAUCUGCGGCAGCUGGUGGUCUGGGGCCAGUGGAGAGAAGCCGUCAAGUACAUAAACCGCUUCCUGCCGCCGGCCGACGACCGGGGCGUCGAGACCCGUUCCCUUCUCUUAUUCCUCCACACGCUCUGGUCUCUGGCCAACGUCGCCGCGUGCUCAGCGGGCGGCUUCGUCAACGACUCCGUACGCCGCGACCUUCACUUCCUGACGAACCUUAGCUGCCGCAACGUCAAGCUCAACUCCAUCCUCCAAUACACGCUCCACUCACCGCAAUUUACGGCGUCCCUGGACUGGAAACUGGUGAGGGAGAAGGCAUCGUUGAUUGCCGAUGACUGGGCUCUUGAGACUCCUGAGUUGAGACGCAAGUUGCAAUUACCCGGUGGCCGGGGUCUCGCGCAGGACUUGCUUCCCAUCGGCCCCCUUCGUCCAAGGCGCCACCGGAGGCAACAAUUCCUGCGGCCAAAGCCGGUGGCCAUUGCCAAGGGCUAUCUCAACAGGAGGAGGAGCCUGCCAUCUUCAAGCCCACUUUAUGGAUUGCCCGACAAUGCAAUCAGCCGGGUGGCAGAUCUUAUUGCUGCUUCUGGUACUCCACUUCUGCAGGCCAUAUCUGGGACCGUGACAAAUCCUGCUAAAAACACUGGGACCUCAUCAGUGACAAAUGAAGGUGCUCCAACUUGCACAGAUCAGGCUAGUUGUCCUUCGUGCUCAUCGGUUCUAAAAUCAGGUGAAGUGUGGCAGUCUUACAGCAUUUUAGAAUCCCUUGGAUCAAAUCUGGCACAAAUGCUGUGCCCAUCUGAUGCCACUUCUAACGAACUGGUUGCAGCUGCUUCUGGUACUCCACUUCUGCAGGCGAUAUCUGGGACCCUGACAAAUCCUGCUGAAAACACUGGAACCUCAUCAGUGACAAAUGAAGUCUAUAUUGAUAUCUCUAAAAAGAUUUAUAUUUAG